Messenger RNA from Mesorhabditis spiculigera, 729 nucleotides. The record is from the annotation of a GenBank genome assembly. NCBI's taxonomy places the organism in Eukaryota, Metazoa, Nematoda, Chromadorea, Rhabditida, Rhabditidae.
GAGGUCAACGUCGCGUCGAACCCGCUGCAGUGCGACUGUUCGCUUUGGGAGUGGGUAUCGUGGGCGGAUAAGAGAAGCGUCGUCGAUCCGUCCACCCUACCCUGCAAUGAGACCGUGGCCGAAAUGCGGCUGUAUUCGAGCGAAAAGAAAUCCUGCGGCCCGAUGGUAGACGGUCACUCCGAGGUGGAACGGGUCGAGCUCGCUCAGGGCCAAUCUACCGUAAUCUGCUGCACGGUUUCCGCACUUCCGGUGGCGGCCGUACACUGGAUUCACGGGGGAAUUGUGCUGGGCCAGACGGAAGCAACCACGAUUUCGGACGGAGCCCGCGUUCGCCAUUGUAUCGACGUCCAGGAGGGGAAUGGAGAUGCGUACGGGGAGUAUCAGUGCGUAGCCUCGGCUAGUGGACGGAACGCUUCAAAAAGCUUCUUCAUCGAUACACCGAGGCGGAUGCUGCCGCCAAAACCGCCACAUUCUCUCUUGUUUUAUGGGCAAUUUAGUUUGGUCAUCUUUCUGUUCGUCUUCUGCUUCGCCUCGUACUGCAUAAUUCGCCGCGACAAGUCGAGGACGAAAACCGACGAUUUGUGCCGGAGCGGUGGCCAUGUGAUACCGAUCCUGGUUGACGAUGGCUACGACAAAUCGAUGCACGAUUUCCGGAUGCAAAAAGAAUCCCCGCGCUCCGGCCUCUACGUUGGGCAUCAAGAUGAGGAAUGGCUGGCGCAUACGGCUGUC